AUGGGGCCAAAUACCCUUUGCAAUGCUCGUGGAGUUCAAAAUAGAUCUGGUUGUCUCUUUCCAGAGGAUCGCCCGACAACAAGUCUUAUGAAGGAAAAAAGCUUGCAACAACAUAUAGGAACCAAGACAGCAAAUCCUAUGAAGGAAAAAAGCUUGCAGCAACCUGUGGGAACCAAUCAAUGCACACAUUGUGGGAUAACAAAAUCCCCACAAUGGAGGAAGGGACCUAUGAGGCGAGGCCUUUGUAAUACUUAUGGGAUUCGAUACAAUUAUGAUCGUCUCUUUCCAGAAGAUCGCCCGACAGCAAGUCAUAUAAAGGAAAAAAGCUUGCAGCAACCUGAAGAUGCCAAACGACAUCAAAAGACAACCAAAGAAAAAGAAACUGUCGCAGCUAUCAGGUGCCACGGUAAUGAAGGAAAAAAGCUUGCAGCAACCGGUAAGAACCAAGAACUGCACACAUUGUGA
Cornus florida is the source of this 465-nucleotide messenger RNA. Its product is annotated as GATA transcription factor 6-like. The record is from RefSeq and is a predicted model, not a curated record. The coding region runs from base 1 to 465 and encodes 154 amino acids. Gene Ontology annotation, molecular function: zinc ion binding; sequence-specific DNA binding. Gene Ontology annotation, biological process: regulation of DNA-templated transcription. The transcript has 2 exons. Lineage: Eukaryota; Viridiplantae; Streptophyta; Magnoliopsida; Cornales; Cornaceae.